Geosmithia morbida is the source of this 1284-nucleotide messenger RNA. RefSeq lists its product as uncharacterized. Lineage: Eukaryota; Fungi; Ascomycota; Sordariomycetes; Hypocreales; Bionectriaceae. The record is from RefSeq and is a predicted model, not a curated record. The coding region runs from base 1 to 1284 and encodes 427 amino acids. The transcript is spliced from 2 exons.
AUGCACGUGACCGAAUAUUGGGGGAACCGGAAAGCCGCGCCCGUAGCAGCGUCAAACACAUCCUACACAUUCCACACAGACGCCCAACCCUCCCGCGGGAUGGCCCUAAGUUCCGAGUUCCACAUGCCAGGCGCCUUUCACGCCGACAGCGUCUCCUUCUUCAACAGCCGCCGACCAGACUCCCCCUCGAGGCCGCCAUCACCGUCAAGUCAUCUCCCCGCCCAGCCAUCGUACGACCACGGAUCCUUCAAGCGAAAACGUCGCCAGUCCACCGCCGAGUAUGCGAGCACCACCCCCCCGUACGCUAGGCCCUACGUCCUGGCCGGCCAGCUGGAUACCUCCGCGGCGGACGGAGGGCCCGGGUCGGACACCAUGGGCGAGAGCGUGGCCGGCUCCUUCACCGGGUUCCAUGCCACCGGUGGCGGACGCGGGUACGACAUCCAGCCUAGCGUGGAGAGCAUGUCGACACAGCCUCAGCAGCUGGACGGCAACUGCCAUCACCAAAGCCGCACGUCGAUCCCCGGUCGCUUCCCGGACUGGUCGGAACGAUUCCACCACCGCGAAGACGAGAUGUACAGCAGCAGCAGGGAAUCGACGCCGGCACCAGCACCCAAGAGGCGGCAGACGACGGCCGAUGAGCUCGGCCGCAACUGGGUCAUGGUGCACGACACGACGGCAAUCAGUCGCUCCGGAACGCCCGAACCGCCCCGCCCACCGACGCGGAACAGGAACCACGGCCCGUCCGUCACCACCGGUCGCCGCCUCAGCACACCGGGAGGUGGGGCGGCCAUGCACAUCCGUCGUCCCGGGACGGGCAGGCUAUCUCUGGCUACGACGCCGGCCUCGACGCCGGCCUCUUCGGCAUCGUUCGCCUCUGCGCGGUCCGCAUCCCCCAUCAUCAAGACCAGCCACGCUCCACCGCCGCUACCACACACGCCACGCCGCCAGCACCACCACAGAGCUUCCCUGGGCGGCAGCGGCGGGGGUCGCCGGCGCAGCAACUCGACGGCUCCUACUCCUGCUUCUCUCUCUGCUUCUGCCUUGGGCCGUGUCGGCAAGGAGGUUGGAGGCGGUGAGGCCAAGAGCAGUCCGCGUCUGGAUGAAGAGGUGAGGAAGCUGGCAGCCAGGAGGAGGAGAGAGGCCCAGAAUGCCGACGUGCGCAUGAAUGCGUUUAGCAAGACGAUUCAGGACAUGAUCCGGCAGGGGCAGGAGGCCCUGGCUACCACUGUCGAGGUGCAAGGUGAUGAUGGGGAUGGGAAGUGGGAGGAUGAGUUUGACGAUUAG